Cydia pomonella (codling moth) is the source of this 6501-nucleotide messenger RNA. RefSeq names its product vitamin K-dependent protein C-like. Bases 49 to 753 code for a protein of 234 amino acids. The record is from RefSeq and is a predicted model, not a curated record. Gene Ontology annotation, molecular function: serine-type endopeptidase activity. Gene Ontology annotation, biological process: proteolysis. The transcript is spliced from 5 exons. Lineage: Eukaryota; Metazoa; Arthropoda; Insecta; Lepidoptera; Tortricidae.
AUUAUUUCAAUAUUCCUCUCCAUUGUUUCAUUCCAGGUGGAAAUUCAAAUGCUGGACACCGAAAAGCUGACUUUCGAGCAUCAGUGCGGAGGGGCGGUUAUCGCGGAGCGACUGGUCCUCAGCGCGGCGCACUGCUUUGACAAACACCCGUUGCAAGUGGAACGCAUCAGGCUGGUGAUGGGGGAGCACCGUCUGAACAUCCAGGACAAGCACGAACACCGAUUCCUCGUUGAGAAGGUGGUUCCACAUCCUGAAUUUAGGAAAAACGGGCCUCACAGCAACGACAUAGCCCUAAUCCUAGUGGCCCGCUCCAACCACGUUCAGUUCAACUCCCACGUCCGUCCUAUAUGUCUGCCCGACGCAGGCGCAGAAAGUGCAGGGAGAUGGUGUGCUGUCACCGGGUGGGGAUACCAGACAGAGAGCACAGAAAGCUUCGCUCCAGUCUUACGCGCCGCCGCCGUGCCGGUUUUGGACUUGGCCACAUGUAGAAAAGACCAGAUCCUGGGUGGACGGCAGCAGGCGAUCCUGGACUCCAUGAUAUGUGCAGGCAUACUAUCAGGAGGUGUAGACGCGUGCAAGGGCGACUCGGGGGGUCCCCUGGCCUGUACCCACGGGGGGCGCUGGCAGCUGCACGGGGUGGUGUCGUGGGGCGCCGGCUGCGGCCGCAGGGCCCGGCCCGGCGUCUACACGAGGGUCGCCGCGUAUGUUGACUGGAUCACCAGAACAGCUAGUGCUUUAGGACAUAGGUUAUAGAUUCUUAGACGGCAUCUGAGCGCUUGCGCCAUCGACCCUGAGCAUUGGGAGGAGCUUGCUGGAAGGAGGUCUUCUUGGCGUUCUACCAUCCAUAACGGUGUCAAAACAUUCGAAGAUAACCGCCUCACUAGCCUAGACAUGAAACGCCAGUUACGGAAAGAGAGACCUAAGCCCUCCUACGUGUACACGUUCAACGCAGCUGGCCAACUUUAUUGUCACGCGUGCAAUAGAGUAUUUAAGAGCAAGUUCGGCCUGGCCAGCCACAUUAGGGCUCAUGCUAGACAAUGUCCAUAAUGUGUUUAUUUGGGGUCGCCGUCAUCGAAAACGAUGAGGAGGACUAUAUAUAUAUAUAUAUAUUUAUAGAUUUUAGAUGUAAUUCGUUUGAGAAAAACCGCCUCGCGACAUUAGACGUAAAACGCCAACUACUCAAGGAUAGACCUAAGCCCUCCUACGUGUAUACAUACAACGCGGGCGGUCAACUAUACUGUUGGGAAUGUGAAAGGGUGUUUAAGAGCAAGUUUGGCCUGGCCAGCCACAUAAGAGCUCAUAAGAAGAAAAACCCUUGAUUGCUGAGGUCGCCGUCAUCGAAAUCGAUGUGGAGGACUAUAUAUAAUAUAUAAGGUGAGCGGUUACCAUAGUCUAUAGAUGUUUCCAGCACUAGGAGUGUCAAAUGCUCGUUGCUAUGGCAAAGUGUGGACUAAUUAAGUCUCAAAAAAUAAUAUCUAUGAGAGUAUGAAGGUUAUGAUGAGACUUACACACUUCGUAUUGAUUAUGCAAUGACAAAGUAGGUACCUGUCUUAAAACUUACAAUUUUCUUCGAAAUUUGUAGUACCUCCACACUUUGUAUUGACUUUGCAAUGGCAAAGUAAGGACCUGCCCCAAAACUUACAAAUUUAUAUGAAAUUGUGGUAGUUCCACAUUUUGUAUCUAUUGACUUUGAAACGGCAAAGUAUAGAGAUCUGCCUCGAAACUUACAAUUUUCUAUGAAAUUAUAGUGCUUCCACACUUUGUAUUAACUUUGCAAUGGCAAAGUAAGGUCCUACCCCAAAACUUACAAAUGUGUAUGAAAUUGUGGUACUUCCACAUUUUGUAUCUAUUGACUUUGAAACGGCAAAGUAUAGAGAUCUGCCUCGAAACUUACAAUUUUCUAUGAAAUUAUAGUGCUUCCACACUUUGUAUUAACUUUGCAAUGGCAAAGUAAGGUCCUACCCCAAAACUUACAAAUGUGUAUGAAAUUGUGGUACUUCCACAUUUUGUAUCUAUUGACUUUGAAACGGCAAAGUAUAGAGAUCUGCCUCGAAACUUACAAUUUUCUAUGAAAUUAUAGUGCUUCCACACUUUGUAUUAACUUUGCAAUGGCAAAGUAAGGUCCUACCCCAAAACUUACAAAUGUAUAUGAAAUUGUGGUACUUUCACACUUUGUACCUAUUGACUUUAAACGGCAAAGUAUUAGGGAUCUGCCUCAAAACUUAAAAUUUGUAAAGGCCUUCUUGAUUGUUCAAAAACGAAUGAGAAAGUUGCAUUUUAUCCACAUGUAGGGCAAAUUACAAAGUAAUCAGAUGUAAAUAUUGAGUUGUGUCCAUGUUAGCUGGUAGAAUUGAUAUUUAAAUGAUGAUCUUGAAUGAUAGUUUGUUCAUUCCGUUCAUGUGGAUUUGAUUUAGUUAGAUUUGGUAUGUCAUAGUAUUUUCCUCGCGUGAGUGUGGUGAAUUUUUUUUGUGUUUCACUCGGAAAUAGUCAUUUGUUUUAAAAGGGGCCAAAGUUGUUGUUUAACCGCUCGUGCUAAUAUUGAUACCCGAACAAACGAAAGAUUCCAGAAUUGAACCACUCAGUCAAAAAUAUCGUACUUUUUCGUAACUUCGAGGAAGAAAUUGUAUGAUAUAUGGUGAAAUCGCGGUAAAGAAUAGGAGAAAAUAAUAAUCUAUCCACCAUAUAGAUAUCAUACAAAAAAUAAAAUUCCAUAACAAUAUAAUAAUCAGUCAAAGCUUUUAACUUGUAUUUAUUUUAUUUAUUUAAUCGUAUGGCGUAUUAACAUAAACAUUUCAAAAAUAUAUAGCUAAAUAAAAUAAUUAUAAAUCUAGAUUCAGGGUCUCAAGCCACGAGAUUGCGUCUGGUGUUAAUUUAAGCAGAUCUUCCGGGGGGCCUGGAAAAGAGUGCAAAGGGCAGCGCUGUAUAAUAUGCUCGAUGGUUUGAACCUCUUCACCACAGUCGCAGAGCGCAGAGUCCCGCCAGCCCCAUUUAUGGCGAAAAUAGUUACAGCGCCCGUGACCUGUCCUCAGCCCGUGACAAACUACAAGGCAAAAUAAACUUUCUACUCAAAUAUUUUGUAUUUAUUGUUCUAGGUUGACAAAACUUACUUCGUUUUGCUUAGAAGGAAAGAAUAGACCAUCUUAAUGUGUCUCUUCAUUAAAAACUCUUUUGAAUAAUAAGUAACAGCAAAUAUGUAACAAAUUAUAUAUAUACCUAUUCAUUUACAUUCUUUAGGUUUCAAAAGUAAUAGUUACCAUUUUUUUUACCUUUUAACCGUUUAGAAUUUUCCAUCGAGUGUGCUCGGGUAUGAAGUUAUACGAAGUUUUCUAGAAGCGCCUGCUAAAAUUAUGAGAGCAAUGUUGUGUAUAGGUACUACUUAAUGGUUGAAACUCAAAAGUAGGCGCAGAAUAUUCUGUCUGUUAUACUAAAACCGCUGAACCGAUUUGGAUUAAUUUUGAUAUACGAAGAUAUGUGAAAUAAUAAAUAAGCUUCAGCAUAUAUCAUCAUUUAUAGGUUUCGCUUAAAAAAAUAUAUUUUGCAAAAAAAAAGGAAAGGCUAUAAACCUAGUAUCAUUGUCUUAAAACAUACUUAAAAAUCAUCGAGAAUGGAAAAUAUUUAAAGUGCAAAAGCGUUUUCUCUUUUUGUAUGGACGAUCACUUCCCUCUUAAUUAACUAGACUAUAAAAAUAUGCCGAAAUUAGAUACUAGAUUAACUAUAAUGACAUGAAGAGGGCCGGACACGUCUACCGUAUGCAUCCGGAGAGGUGGGCUAGCGUAGCCACCAACUGGAUGCCGGUAGAGGGACGUGGACAGGGCAGGCCCAGGCGGAGAUGGCGGGAUGACCUAGACAGCUGCCUGAACAACAGGCCGGAAGAAACACCAAGUCGCGGGAAUCAAGGGGAGAGGACUUUACCCAGCAGUGGGAUCCUCAAACAGGCUAAUAUAAAAUAAUAAUAAGAAGAUGAAAUUGAAAGAAGGAACAUGUCCAAGCGCUGACCAUUAUCCCAGUAAAUGGCACCAUUAAACUUAAGUCGUUAACAGGAGAAGUGACUGCGCGGUGUCAUUCACUGAACAUUAGGUUGCCAAGUAUUAGGUUGCCAAGUAUUAGGACGUUGCCAAGUAUUAGGACGUUCACCUUCGUAAUUGUUUACUACCUACUUAUUAAUAUACUGUUAUUGUUUUUAUGUAAAAGUGUGCCAUACUGUCGUCAUAACACAUAACAGUUCAUGACAGUGACAGAGGUUAGAACAAACUGUUAAAACUGUCAAGUGUAAAUUAUACUCGGUUCCGUAUUGUUCACUCAGACCUCUAGCGUGGAAUAUUGUCCGUGUGCCAGUUAAUGUGGGAAGGGCAAGCGGCGAAGCUUCACGUCAUGCUCUUCAGCAACCCCAAAUUACGUUUUGUAAUUUUUAGGGUUCCGUAAGCAAAAAACGGAACCCUUAUAGAUUCGUCAUGUCCGUCUGUCUGUCCGUUUAUGUCACAGCCACUUUUUUCCGAAACUAUAAGAGCUAUACUGUUCAAAUUUGGUAAGUAGAUGUAUUCUAUGAACGGCAUUAAGAUUUUCACACAAAAAUAGAAAAAAACAAUACAUUUUGGGGGUUCCCCAUACUUAGAACUGAAACUCAAAAAAUAUUUUUUCAUCAAACCCAUACGUGUGGGGUAUCUAUGGAUAGGUCAUCAAAAAUGAUAUUGAGGUUUCGAAUAUCAUUUUUUUCUAAACUGACUAGUUUGCGCGAGAGACACUUCCAAAUUAGUAAAAUGUGUCCCCCCCCCCCUGUAACUUCUAAAAUAACAGAAUGAUAAAACUAAAAUAAAUAUAUGAUAUACAUUACCAUGCAAGCUUCCACCGAAAAUUGGUUUGAACGAGAUCUAGUAAGUAGUUUUUUUUAAUAUGUCAUAAAUGAUACGGACCCCUUCAUGGGCGAGUCCGACUCGCACUUGGCCGCUUUUUUAUUAUAUGAGGAUUUAGUACAAGAUUGGUUCUGAAUUUGUACAUACUUGAAAAAAAUUGUAUCUCUAAGCCAAGGAAAGAGUAUAAGCCAAAUGAAGUUGAGGUUGCUGUAGACCUCUCUCUCUAGCAACCCCUACUGAAUUCAAACAUAGGCUACAACUUUUCCAGCAAAUAAGAGGCUAGAUAUUUUGUACUCAUGAUUUUAUUCCCAAAAAAGUAAGUAAAUUUAAUAUAGUUCAAUUCAGUUAGUUGCCAGGAAACUUGUAAAUAAAGCCAAUUCUCGGCAUUAGCUUAAAUCGGUUUUAUCGUGGCGCCGAGGCCCGAAAUAAGCAUAAGAGUUAUAUAAAAACCGGCCAAGAGCAUGUCGGGCCACGCUCAGUGUAGGGUUCCGUAGUUACUCUUCCGUCACAAUAAGCUAAACUGGAGCUUAAAGUAUAGUAAAUUGUUAACCAAGGGAUGAAACGAUACCUUUCACCCGAGUAAACAAAUAGGCAAAUUUGCAUAAUCAGUACCUAUUUAAAGUAAGUAAGUCUUUUUACUAUGAAGGGGAAACUUUUUGCGAUAACUCAAAAACAGCUAAACUGAUCAUGCCCGCUAUAGUUUUCGUUUAAUGUAUUUCUUAAGCUCUACUUCCACGAUUUUUUUCAUAUUUUUUGGGCCUAUGGUUCAAAAGUUAGAGGGGUGGGGGACACAUUUUUUUUUCUUUCGGAGCGGUAUCUCCGAAUAUAUUCACUUUAUCAAAAGAUGUUUGUUGAAGACCCCUAGUAGUUUUGAAAGACCUUUCCAACGAUACCCCACACUAUAGGGUUGAAGCAAAAAAAAAAUCACCCCCAAUUUACGUGUAGGGGAGGUAACCUAAAAAAAAAUUUUUUUUGAUUUUAUUGUACGACUUUGUCGGCUUUAUUGAUUUAUAUAUCCAUGCCAAUUUUCAGCUUUCUAGCACUAACGACCACGGAGCAAAGCCUCGGACAGACAGACAGACAGACAGACAGACGGACAUGGCGAAACUAUAAGUCGUCAGUCAGACCGACCUAGCCCCAAACUAAGCAAAGCUUGUACAAUGGGUACUAGGCUUCGAUAUACACACGUAUAUAGACAAAUACAUUCUUAUAUACAUAGUAAACACCCAAGACUCAGAAACAAAUAUCGGUGUUCAUCACACAAAUAAAUGCCCUGACUGGGGUUCGAACCCGCGACCCUCGGCUUCAUAGGCAAGGUCACCCACUAGGUCAGACCGGUCGUAUAAAAACCUAUUUGUCAGUUGGAACCAGGUUUGAACACUUUGAACUCAGUAUACGAGUUAUGUAGAUUUCUGACAUGGCUUAAAACGUGAUAAAAUGAUGACAUACUCGUAAUAUCAUUGUUUAUCACUCCAAGGGAAAAAUAUAUGUUGUUACGAGAGAGCAAAGUUGUUAAGUUCUCGUGUUAAUAUAGUCGAGCAAGUGGAUGAUUUCAACAUUGUACGGCGAGCGUAGCGAGUGGUUUGAAAAUAGUUAUUUGUUUUACAAGGGUGCCCCCCCUUUGUUGUUUAAUCGCUCGUGCUAAUAUUGA